AUUCUAUACCAAGUACCCACAAAUGUUUUUGCUCCAAGGCAACUAAUGCCAAUACACUGACAAUCUCUCGCUCUGGUGUGUAACGUGAUGCAGUAGUUUCCGUAAAUGGUCUUUACUCGAUGGCGACAGUUCGGUGGUACUGAGCCGCAUGAGGUGCAGCUCGUGCUCCUCACCAGGAACAUUUUACUUUACGAGCCACUUGACAGCCGUAUAUUUCAGUAGGUUUUACUUUUUGUUCAGUGGCGGGACGGUAAAAACAUAAUUUCCAUGUGCCUGACUUCAUUCGCGGAUACUGCAUUUUCUACAGAAGAAUGACUUCAGUGUGGAAAAGAUUACAAAGAGUUGGCAAAAAGGCUACUAAAUUUCAGUUCGUGGCUUCGUAUCAAGAACUUGUUCUGGAAUGUACAAAGAAAUGGCAACCAGACAAACUGAGAGUGGUGUGGACAAGGAGGAACAGACGCAUUUGCUCCAAGCUUCAUGCAUGGCAGCCAGGCAUCAAAAAUCCCUACAGGGGAAUGGUGGUGUGGCCCGUACCUGAGAAUGUGGAUAUUACCGUCACACUCUACAGGGACCCACAUGCAGAUGAGUUUGAAGACAAAGAAUGGACAUUUUUCAUUGAGAAUGAGACAGCUAAAGGCAGUCGGAAAGUUCUGGCAUCUGUGGACUUGAACAUGAAGAAGUUUGCCAGUGCAACACACUCACAGACGGACCUGAUGCUCAAAAUGAAGCCUCUGUCGGUGAAGGUGGUGGAGGCCACGCUGAAGCUCUCCUUAUCCUGUGUGUUCCUCAAGGAGGGUAAAGCUACGGACGAGGACAUGCAGAGUCUUGCCAGUCUGAUGAGUGUAAAACCAACAGACAUUGGGAACCUGGACGACUUUAAUGAGAGUGAUGAAGAGGAGGAUAAGAGAUCCAGUACUGGGCUUAAUCUCAGUACUGCAGCUCCAGCACCCCACCUUCCUCUUCGACCAACACGCUCCCAAGAAAAGAGACCUGCAUCUCUAAAGAGCCCUUCAGCAAUAGUCAGUGGUAAGGAGAGGCCUGCUGAUGGCGUCCUCUCACGCCCAGCGUCUGGCACUAUCCGUAACCCUGACCUGCCAGCACGUCCACCUUUACCCACCCCACCCAGUCCAACCCCUCGCACCAUGCCCUCACCUGCCCGCUCCAGACCACCACGUCCACCACCCAUUGCCCAGCGACAGGCCCCACCUGACUCCCCCACAGAGCAAAAUACUACUGGUUUGCUCCCCCCAGCAUUACCCAAAGUCUUCCAGCCAUCCCCUGGCUCAGCUCCUGUGCCUUUUCCAAGAAGACUGUCAGGCUCCGAGGCCCCUCUGGAGGGUCCGGUGACCUCUGACUAUCCUCUGCUCAAACUCCCUCGGGCUUCUCUUUCUUCCCCUUCCGAUCCCUUCCUCUCUCACUCUCCCUAUCUUCCCACUGUGCUCCCGAAAGAUUCUUUUGGAGCACCUCGCACCAAUGUUUUUAAGCCCAAGAUUGUCCCAGGUGCUCGCCCUGUAUCCCCCACUCCUGUCCCUCUCCUCGAACCCAAAACUUCUUCCCUCUCUCUUUCUGAAACGCUUAACCAUCCAUCUGCUGGCAGUGUGCCAGCUUUUGCAGAGCUAAAUGAGCGGACGAUGGCGGUUUCUACAUCUCCUUUCUUCAGUGUCCCUCUAAAUGAACCUGCUGUUCCUUUGCUGAGCAAACCAGAUCUUGAAGCUCUUUGUGAAACAUCUUGCCCUUCUAGUCAACUCCCCAAGCCACCUCCACCUCCCUCUGUCUCCCUUUCUUACCCCAUUAGCAAACCUCUACCGGUCUCUUUUACCCCAGCAACUGUCUCCUCCUCUAUCUCUGCUCUUGCCCUGUCAACCAGUGAAGCUCUCACAAAUGCCCCCUGCUGUUCACCUCAAUCUUCUUCUGCACGGUCAGAAAUACCCAGGGAGCUCAACACACUUACAGAGGAGGAUCAAACAAAUCCAUUUUUACAAGAUUUACUCACUGAAGAACCGAAGACCUCCGAGCCCAAACAAGAGCAACAUCGGACAGUCUGCAGCAUUAGCAUAGUGAAUCAACAAUCUCCUUCCUCCCUCCGUCAACCUGAAACCAGCAGCACUGAAAGAAAAGAGCUCCGACCUGCCACAGCUUUAAAAAGUCUUGGGCCUGUUGGCAAGUCAUCUUUAGACACAUCUGGAGUACCGCCUGUGGAAGCUCCCAGAUCUGAGCAAUUGGACACUGGGACUGUCCCUCCUCCACACCCAUUCUCUGCUCCAGCAACAAUACCUCACUCAUCAGUGGUUUCCACUCUUACAAAGAAAAAUCAACAAGUUUUUAUUGCAGAGAAACCACCUUUGGCUGAGGAAGAGCCUGAUUUUAAAAUGGCUGAUUUUGAUAAAGUGAUCAUGACCUCUCAACCCAUUAAAUAUGUUACUGUUAGCAGUCGCCCUGAGAAAGAACCACUCAAAAUUGACACUGAACAGCCAAUGCAGUCCAGUCUGGUUCAAACCUGUUCAAUAACCGAUGGUGACUUACUAAAGCAACCAGAAAACACAAUAAUUGAAUCAGCAGGGAACGUUCCUUCAAAAGAGGAACCGAAUGAGCAGAACGCGAAGGGUGCUCUGCUUUGUGCCGACCUCAACAAGUCAGACGAGGACAAGAUAAUCAAGAAAUUUGCUUCAACUGUGGUUGCCCCUACAGAACAAAAUAUCCGCAACGUUUUAUCCAGCUCAUCACCUCAACAGCAAGAACCUACGGAUCUUCCCAGGGGAAAAAGUCAAAUGUGGGUGGAAGAAGUCCUUGCAUCUAAGGUUGACAGUAGUUUGAGAGAGCAAAAGUCCCAUAAGGAUCAGCUGGACAAGAUUUUAACUAUUGUGGAAAGUCAAAAUGAAAUGGCCUUCACUCCAGAUGACAGGCCUAGCGUUAGCCUCAAAGCAGCUGCCCCUCAGAUAACAGCUCUGCCCAAAGAGCUUCCUCCUAUUCAUCCCCAAUCCCUGGAGGAGCCCAAAGUCCUUAAAUGCAUCUCAGAAGAAACUCCAGCAGUCAGUGAACCAACUAAACCAGAGCCGAUUGUAAAGGAGUCAGACAACACAGUGUUAACACAGAAAAGCAUGGGGGUCCAUUCACUUCCGGUCACCCAAGCAGAAGUGCCAAUCUGGAGUUCUCUGGAAGAGAAUGUAAAAGAUCAGGAGGAGGAAAUAAAAGAUGAGGAAAUAAAUAAGCACAAAACGCCUCACAAGAUGCCAAAAGAAGAAAAUAAAGCUGAAGUUUCCACAAAAAAAUCUUUAGAUGGAGGUGAAGAAAAAGCUGUAAACCAAAUUGAGGGUGCUGAGAAUCUCGUUUUAACUGAACCAGUGUCCCAGCAGCCCUCCAAUGUCCUAAAACCACAACCAGCUGAGACAGUUAAGGAGAAAAGUAAAGAAGCUUUCAAAGUCAGUAUACAGGUCCGUAUGAAGCCUUCACUUCCUGUGAUCUCCCCUGCUGUUGCUGCAAAGGAAAACAGGACAUCACUGCAUCUGGAGGAACUUUGCCCUCUGACGCCCAACCUGUCUCUGGAUACCGAGUCUGACGAAAAUGGUUUCAAGAAAGAGGUCACGUUUGAAACAGAGAGUGUGUUGUGGGCCACAGUAGAGGAGAAAACAAAAGAAAAAAGUGAUGAGGUUGUUAGCAUGGCCAAGUCGAUACCAGAAAAAGAGGUCCUGGAUAGGGGCCAAUGUGGACAGGAAACAUCAGAAACCAAGCAGGAGGGGCAAAAGGAUUCCUUCGUUUUGUCCCCUUUCCACCACAAUCUGACUAAAAAUGCUAUCAGAGAGAGCCAGAGAGAAAAAAACAAAGAGAAGACCCCUGAGGUGGAAGAUUCAGAUGAUAAGAUGCUGCUGCAAACUGGCAGUGAGAGAAUUUGGACAACUCAAGCUGGACCUAAAGAAGAUCUCAGGACUGUAGGUGUCUGUUCAGGGACUGAACUUGGCCUUGAGAUUGAUGUAGGAACAGAUAAGGCCAUGGACACAUGUAAACAGGAACUUGACUCUGUUUCUGAUCAGGAAGAGGUAUCUGUAGGCUUCAUAAGGGGGAUUUUCGGUGUUCUGUACAAAGGUUAUGAGACCAUGACAUCUAUACUACAGCAGCCAAGUGCUGCAGAAACCGAUGUUCAAGAUGACACAAUCUUGGACAAUCAAGAUGGAUCUGUGGUUGAAAUUCUCCCUCCCGAGGCCUUCUGUGACACCAAAAUGGAGCAUCCAACUGAUGAUGAGCCACAGGAACACCUACUCAAGGAUUUGUUACAGUCUAGCGAGUUACAGAUAGCUAUUCAGACUGCCGAUCCGGUGUCCAUGAGCUUGGUGGAGUGCUUGAAACUGGCUGCCAGAGAAACACAAAGCGGAUCCAUUCAUUUCAAAGCCCAGGAUGAAGGAAGUCCUUCUAAACAGAAAACCGCAAUUGAGAAAACCCAACGUACAUCAAAAAGAAAUGACAAAAGCAUGAAGAUGGAAUUAAAGUCUGAGAGUGUGAUAUCCAAUGAAAAGAUAAACGAAGAGACAUGCUUGCCUCUGGAAACCACAAAAGAAGACAUACCUGCUAAGAAAGGGGUUCAAAACGUCAGUGCUGUGGGAACGGAUCAUCUGGUGGUAGACUAUGAGGAAAUAAAAAUACACGAAAGCCCAAAAAGAAAUGGACAUGGAGAACUUCUGUUUGGCAAGAUGACUCCUGGAAAGAUAAAGACAGCAGAUUUAAGGCCUAUGGCGGAGGAGCUGGAAUUUGAACUGGGUCAUGAAGACUUAGGGACAGUGUGGUCUGCUGAGCUAUAUAUGGAUGGAGCAGGACCAGAGGAAUCCUCAAUACAGCCAAUACCACAACCAAGAGAUUUCACAGCCAUACAAACACUAGAAGCACCUCAGCCUGCCUUUCCAUCAGAAUCUGUGUCUAUAUUAAAAGACACUACACUAACGGAAACUAUUUCCCAACCUGUUAACAAAGUUAUCCCUCCUUGUCAAGAUGAGUGUAAGCAGUCACCACCCCCAGUGCCUUUACAGGAAGUCGGCCCUGAUGCCAUCAGUCAAAACUGUAGCGGUGCAGCGGAUAACAAACAUGUGGUUCCACAAUACGAUGAUAAAGGAACCACUCAUUUACAUGUGACUACAGAGACAACAACUGUAAAGACUGCUGAGAUAUGCGAUGAUGUUGCAAAAGAGAUGAGUGAGAAUAACUUAUCACCACUAGAUGGCGACACUUCAAAAGUUGAGAUGGAAAAAGACAGCAGCCCAGUCAUCACUAAGGCAUCAGAAAGCAUUAUUGUAGCAGCCACAGUGAAGCCAACAGAUAUAAACGUUGAUGAGAAUGUUAUUUCCGGGCAGGACAUUUCUCCGAGAAGCUCUGUGGUCCCGUGGCCAUUCCCCUCUCCUAAACUUGAAAGACACAGUGAGCCAACAAAAGGUACAGAAAGUUCCAGUCUAAAGGAUGACGACCUCUCAGAGGAGAAUGUUCUGUUAGCAAAGAUUUGUCAAAUGGUAGAAGAGGAGACGACACAGCCUCCAGCUCCUGCUCCACGCACUAAGAAACGCUUGAUCCCCUGCAAGUCUGAUUUCGAACUUCCUCCAACUCCUCCCCUGCAACUCAAGUCUAGCAUGAAACUGUCCAUGGAUGAGAUGCAGACAAAUUUAGAUCAGACUGAGAUCACAAAUACUAUUGGACCUCAACCAUCAGUGAUUUCUCAAGAUGAGAUGGAUGAGAAAAUUGACAUCAGUCAGUCUCAGACUUCCUUUGUGCCACUGGAGAACUUGAAGUUAGAUGAUAGAGAAGCCAAUGCUAGAAAUGCUGUUUUAGAUGAUAAUGUCCGGUUAAACAAGGAAGAACAAAAUGUCCAGCUGGAAUGUAUGGCAGCUGAAAGGGAGUGCCAAGAUACGCCAGCUGUUAAGCCCACAAACAAGACAGAAAACACAGAAACAGAAGCUGAAACUCAGAACAAGGAACAACCAGAUUUAAGUAUUGAUAGUAGUGAAGAGGCUCAAAUAGAGCAGGAUAGACCACCAUCAGUGCCUGAUGAAUUGUCUGGUCAUCCUCAAGAAAAGGAUUCCUCUAAUGUAACCCCAGAGGCUAAAGGGAACGAGACACCAUCUAGGAGCCCAGGCAGUGUGCAGGUUAAUGGCCAGACCACUGUAGACGCAUGUCACGUGAUUGUGCCCCCAAUGCGCAGUAAAAGGAAAAUCAUUCCACCACCUAUGGACCUCACUAUUGUAAAACAAAUAGAUGAAUCAAAUAAAGAGGGUUCAGCAGUGCCUGCAUGGGAUUUUGCCAGUCCACUGCCCAGUCCUGGUCUGGUGACCUCCAGUCAGUCCUUGCUGAAGUGGUGUCAAGAGAUCACUAAGAACUAUAAGGGAGUAAAAAUCACAAACUUCAGCACCUCUUGGCGUAAUGGCCUGGCGUUCUGUGCCAUCCUACAUCAUUUCCACCCUGAGAUAAUUGACUUUGAUGCAUUAGAGCCUCACAACAUAAAGCAAAACAACAAAAAUGCUUUUGAUGGUUUUGCAUCACAGGGAAUCUCUCGUUUGCUGGAGCCCUCAGACAUGGUGCUUCUCUCUGUGCCAGAUCGUUUGAUCGUCAUGACGUACUUGUGCCAAAUCCGUGCUCACUUCACCGGACAGGAGUUGAGUGUGUUACAGAUUGAGCAGAACAACAGUCAGUCCAGCUACGCAGUAGCCGGGCCAAACCAGCGGGCGGAUGUACACGCAGCUGCCAAAUUCUGUGCAGAGAGGCUCCAGGCUGGAUCUGUGUCAGGAGACAAUAACAGCAAGGACUCACUGGGAGAGGAGGGAAGUGACACUGUGGCGAAGCCCAACGGAGGUCUUGUUCCUCCACCUCGGACUAAACGUGCGGGAAAAGUGGAUGAGAAGGGCAGUAAGGAGACACAGGAAGGUUCGCAGACACCUGUGGCCCCGCCACGACCAAACGCAGCUGCUUCCAGAUCAGGAUUCGGGCACAUACGAGAUGCGGAUCUGGUGAAGAAACAGCGGUCACGGCUGAAGAGUGAAUCCAUGGAUGAGCCUGAUUCAAAGGAGCCACCAGAGGAGUCAGAUAAACGUGAACCAACAGUUCAAGGAACAAAUGGCUUAACAGCUGAAAGAGAAAGUGCUGAAACGGAACCUCACGAAGUAAACCAUGAUGUUAAAUCAGCAGAUAAUGAGACAAUGUGUCUGCAGGACACCAAUCAGUAUGUGUUAAGUGAACUCCAGGCCCUGGAAACCGAACAGAAGCACAUAGACAGAAGAGCUGAUGUCGUGGAGAAAAGGCUCAGAAAGCUCAUGGAGACGGGAAGUGAUAAAGAUGAAGAAGAGAAGCUGAUUCAGGAGUGGUUCACUCUGGUCAACAAGAAGAAUGCUUUGAUAAGGAGACAAGACCAUCUGGAGCUGCUGCAAGAAGAGCAGGAUUUAGAAAGAAGGUUUGAGCUGCUAAACCGAGAGCUCAGAGCCAUGAUGGCUAUUGAAGACUGGCAGAAGACUCAGGCCCAGCAGCACAGAGAACAGCUACUGCUGCAGGAGCUGGUGUCACUGGUCAACAAGCGGGACGAGCUGGUCAGAGACAUGGAUGCAAAAGAGAGAGGAGCUUUGGAGGAGGAUGAAAGACUGCAGAAAGGUCUGGAGGCAAGACGUAGAAAAUACAGCAAUAAGGAAAAGUGUGUUCUUCAAUAAAGACUUCAUAUGAAUUCAUAUGAAAACUGAGGCUCACUGCACAACAAUCUAGAUGACUUUGACUACACCAGGACAUUAGUGUGCCUUGUUUUAACUUUCAAAGACUUUUGGCUUCAACGUUAAGCCCUUCCUCACAACAUCUUCAAGAUCUCAGUGACAUCAGUGGGAUGUAUAACAUGUUCAGUGUGGAUCAUACUAGUUAUACCCUGAAAGUUUGCACAAUGAUUUGAAGGUUCUUCCAGGUUGCAUUGGUAAAGAGCUUGAUAUUAUAAGCAAUAUUAAUUUAAAUCUGAAAAAAAGGUCUUUAUUGUUUUAUUGGACAAUAAACAAA
Rhinichthys klamathensis goyatoka is the source of this 7998-nucleotide messenger RNA. It is a transcript of the gene ehbp1l1b, whose product is annotated as EH domain binding protein 1-like 1b. Gene Ontology annotation, molecular function: protein binding. Bases 312 to 7667 code for a protein of 2451 amino acids. Lineage: Eukaryota; Metazoa; Chordata; Actinopteri; Cypriniformes; Leuciscidae. The transcript has 30 exons. The record is from RefSeq and is a predicted model, not a curated record.